Messenger RNA from Cetraspora pellucida, 1908 nucleotides. The record is from the annotation of a GenBank genome assembly. Lineage: Eukaryota; Fungi; Glomeromycota; Glomeromycetes; Diversisporales; Gigasporaceae.
AUGUUUCUACUGCUUGGCGAACGUAUAGUAAACUCAUCAAUCCAAGUUCAGUAUCUAACUACAGAUCCUCCAUCCACACGAUCAAAAGCAAUUAUUCCAUUAUAUAUGCUAGACUCACUUGAAGAUGAUCCUUAUUGGAACGAUAAAAUCGAAAAAUACUUCGUACAACCACCCAACCCCAUAUUUGACAACAUAAGAUAUAAAACCUACUUUGAAACUUAUAAAUUAAAAUCAACUCAUCCAAAUACAUCUAACAAAACAGUAUACCAAGAUAAUCUCGGAAAUUUUUUUGUCAAACGCAAUAACCAAAUACUCACACGUAUGCGAUCCUUACAGAUAGAACAUGGUGAAUUGUUCUUUUAUCAACAACUUCUACUAAAAUUUUCAUGCAGAUUUGAAACUGAGAUGUUAAGUGGUUACCGAAAUUACAAAGACCAUUUCCUAGCUCGUUUUCCAACCAUAUACCAAUCUAUUCAAGAACAAAAUCAAGAAUUUACACUAAGACAAACAUCACAUGCCUUAGAUCAAUUCAACAUCCUCAUCGAAACAAUAACUUCGUCACUUAACUCAAUCCUAACAACAGAUAUUCUAAACAUAAUAAAAAUCCAAUUAGACUCUAUAAAAAUAUUACCACGAGUCGUGAACACUAACUCAACCAUAAAUCUACCACCAAGCUCAGCAAGCACUGAAAAAUCCUAUAUGAUACACCUAUUGUUAGAAGAUUUUCAAAGAACCAACCGAAACUAUUUACUAUUAGCACCAACUGGAAUCGCUGCACAAAAUAUUAGUGGAUCAACAAUUCACUCUGCACUACAAAUCAUCCAUGAUAAAUACGGAUUCCAAACUCUCGCAUUUCAUGACCGUGAACUAAACAACUCACUCCUUCAAAUAAACACUCUCAUUAUAGAUGAAAUAUCCAUGGUAUCGGGCCAAUUCCUAACAUACAUCUCUGAACUUUUUGAAUCAUUGCACAAAAACAAUAACCCAUUCAGAGGCAUCAACGUUAUUUUAGUCGGUGAUCUAGCUCAAUUACCUUCAGUUACUGGCUCUCCCAUCUACCAAUCCCCUAUAUGGAAAAUCUUCUACCCACUAUUUCUUCAUGAACCCCAAAGACAAAACCAAGACACCCAAUUCUAUAACCUACUACAAAAAAUAAGAAUGGGUAAGAUCAACGAUACAACAUGGCAAAUACUGUCCCAAAAAAACCACGAAACAAUCAGAUCAUCUGAAUUAGACACCACCCUUAAUACCACACACAUAGUAGGCUACAGAAAAAAUGCAGACUUAAUAAACAGAUUAAUAUGCACCAUGAUCCCUACCCAAGAAAACAAAUUCAUGAUCUCAAAUAGCAUCGAUGUCUUUAAUAACCGAAUAUGUAAUGACAAAUCAAUAUUCCGCGAAUUUAAAAACAAAACCAACCUACCAGAAACCAUUAGAAUCCAACCUGGUGCACGAGUUAUGUUUCUCACCAAUUCACAACAUCAACACCGAAUAGCAAAUGGUACUAUAGGUAUCAUCACAGACCUUGAUCCUCAACUAAAUCUCGUCUACGUAAGUUUUUGUAUCGAAGGAGCUAUAAUAAAUACUUCAUUCACCAAAUUCACAAGCAACUUCGAUAUAAAUGGCAUACCUGCUAGUCGAACCCAAUUCCCAAUACAAAAUGCAUAUGCGUUAACUGUCCACAAAACACAAGGACUUACACUCCCCGAUGUAUCACUAAACCUAGACAAACAAAUAUUCGCACCUGGCCAAGCAUAUGUAGCAUUAAGCCGCUGUACUAACUGGAAUAAUUUAAAAAUACAAUCACUAGAUAGCACUGCUUUUAUUACAGACCAAUCCAUGAUCAGAGAAUAUAGACGUCUAGAACUUGAAGCUCUUGAAUCACUACCACUAAACAGACCAGCAUAA